AUAGUAGCUGUACACAAAGUGAACGCAAAAGAGAAUUCAGUCAAAAGUGUUCCGACAUGGUCGCUAUGUUCAAACAAGAAUACCAUGAUCAUAGUAUGAGUAAUGAAUACAGUUACUCUCGUGGUCGACCACCGACAGAAUCUAUUUCUCGCAUCGCCGACUGGGAUAUCAACGACUCAAUUAUACCAAAUGUGAGCAGUUUCAAUCACUGGGAAGAAUGGGCUGAUGGCCAUUGUCGCCUGGUGUACCCGUCGAAUUGUGAGGAGGCCAAGAGACACGCUUCUGGAUGGGCAAUGAGGAAUACAAACAACCAUAAUGUGCACAUCUUGAAGAAAUCUUGUCUAGGUGUCCUCCUGUGUUCUAGAAGGUGCGUACUACCAAAUGGCGAUACAGUCCACCUAAGACCAGCCAUAUGCGACAAGGCCAGGAAAAAGCAACAAGGUAAACCCUGUCCAAACCGCCAAUGCAGUGGGCACUUGGAAAUAAUGCCCUGUCGUGGACACUGUGGCUACCCGGUCACUCAUUUCUGGAGACACACCGAACAUGCCAUUUUUUUUCAAGCAAAAGGUGUGCAUGAUCAUUUAAGGCCGGAAGCCAAAUCAACUUCAGAAGCCCGGAAAAGUUUAAAAAUCAGGAACUUUGGUAUGUUAGUGUCAAGAGAUGUUUUAUUCAACAACGGCAAGACUUCAACUUCAAGGAAACAAAAGUCAGUAAACACUCGUAAGAACUAUUUAAGUGUUCAACCCGCCCGAGUAGUUCCUGAUAAUCAAAAUAUAAACCCUAACUGUUCGUGUUUACCACACUGCUGUGUAUGUAACCGCCUCGAGCUACCCGCAACGACCGCCGACACGGGGAUGCCGCAACCGUACGCUUUUGGCGGCGACAACUGGUCGUCGGGUAUGCAACAAUUCACCCGUUUACCGCCGCCCGCCGACCCGUCACCCAUCGACGAUUUUGCUGCCGCGCUUUGGGUCCCGAGGCGUUCGGUCAGCCACAGCCGUGCGCCGCUCUGGCCAACGAUGUGUUCCAAGACGGCCACGACCCGUCGUCGUACACCAACAAGUCACCUACCACUAUGCUGGACCUGGGCCAAUGAUGUCGGUUUGGCCAGCCCAAUCGACUUCAUCGGGGCAAACGCCGACGCGCUGACCGACGCGUCUGUUGACUUCAUGGUGUUGGAUCCCUCGAAAAUGUUAAACAAUAACAAUAAUGACUAUUACAUGGACCCUUAUUGCGCCGGUAUCGCCGUCGAGUCUUCCAGCGACUAUAGCGACUUUUCGCUGAAUUGGUCUCAGUAA
This is a messenger RNA of Adelges cooleyi (spruce gall adelgid), 1298 nucleotides long. Its product is annotated as transcription factor glial cells missing 2-like. Gene Ontology annotation, molecular function: RNA polymerase II cis-regulatory region sequence-specific DNA binding; DNA-binding transcription activator activity, RNA polymerase II-specific. The transcript is spliced from 6 exons. Lineage: Eukaryota; Metazoa; Arthropoda; Insecta; Hemiptera; Adelgidae. The record is from RefSeq and is a predicted model, not a curated record. The coding region runs from base 57 to 1298 and encodes 413 amino acids. Gene Ontology annotation, biological process: regulation of transcription by RNA polymerase II; gliogenesis. Gene Ontology annotation, cellular component: nucleus.